Lepisosteus oculatus (spotted gar) is the source of this 721-nucleotide messenger RNA. Its product is annotated as nucleoside diphosphate kinase. NCBI's taxonomy places the organism in Eukaryota, Metazoa, Chordata, Actinopteri, Semionotiformes, Lepisosteidae. Gene Ontology annotation, biological process: CTP biosynthetic process; UTP biosynthetic process; GTP biosynthetic process. The record is from RefSeq and is a predicted model, not a curated record. Gene Ontology annotation, molecular function: nucleoside diphosphate kinase activity.
AUAGCUGCUCUCUGCUCUGGAAUUUCCCCGUCGGCCGUCAGUCGCUGUCCGUGUGCUGUCCAGUCCGCUUCUCUGUCAGUCUUCCGAGAGUCAACUAUUUUUGGAAAGUACAAUGGCCGCCCAAGAGGAACGCACCUUCAUUGCUAUCAAGCCCGACGGUGUCCAGAGAGGACUCAUCGGAGAGAUCAUUAAGCGCUUUGAGCAGAAAGGCUUCAGACUUGUGGCAAUGAAAAUGCUUCACGCAUCAGAGGAGCUCCUGAAAGAGCAUUACAUCGACCUUAAAGACAGACCGUUCUACUCCGGCCUGGUAAAAUACAUGAACUCCGGUCCCGUUGUUGCCAUGGUAUGGGAAGGCCUUAAAGUAGUGAAGACUGGCAGAGUAAUGCUGGGCGAGACCGACCCUGCAGCCUCCAAGCCCGGUACCAUCCGUGGUGACUUCUGCAUUCAGGUUGGCAGGAACAUCAUUCACGGCAGCGACUCGGUGGAGAGCGCUAACAAGGAGAUCAGCCUGUGGUUCAAGCCAGAGGAGCUGGUGGCUUAUAAGAGCACAGCCCAUGAUUGGAUCUACGAGUAACCUGGUGCCCUCGGGAGCCUCUGUGCUUGACCUCCCUCUCUUCCUGCCCAUCUCCUUUCAUUCCAGAGAAUGUAGACCUGGGAGCAACAUUUGUAUUGUCCCUUUUAUGAAUGCAGAGCACUUACCAAUAAAACCAUGGAGACCCAG